GAAACACACAAAAACGUACUUCCUCAACUGAUUCACUGCGCAAAACCACACCAUAAGUUACGUACGCCACAGCGAAGAGAGAAAAAACGGCUUCCUCGUGAGCACUAACUCCUCUCACUCUUUCCGAAGGUGGUUGAGGGAAGAAGAUGACGUCUGACGGUGCGACGUCGACGUCAGCAGCAGCAGCAGCGUUGGCGACGAGGAGGAAGCCGUCUUGGAGAGAGAGGGAGAACAACAGGAGGAGGGAGAGGAGGAGAAGAGCCGUAGCUGCGAAGAUCUAUAACGGUCUUAGAGCUCAAGGUAACUACAAUCUCCCCAAGCACUGCGACAACAAUGAAGUCCUCAAGGCUCUUUGUUCCGAAGCUGGUUGGGUGGUUGAAGAAGACGGAACCACUUAUCGCAAGGGACAUAAGCCUCUGCCUGGUGACAUAGCUGGAUCAUCCUCUCGAGCCACUCCUUACUCUUCUUCUUAUAACCAAAGCCCUUUCGAGAGUCCCAUCCUUUCUUACCAAGUCAGUCCAUCGUCUUCUUCAUUCCCUAGCCCUUCUCGUGGCGACAACAUCUCCACUAUCUUCCCUUUCCUCAGGAACGGUGGGAUCCCUUCGUCGCUUCCUCCUCUCAGAAUCUCAAACAGUGCUCCCGUCACUCCACCUGUCUCUUCCCCAACUAAUAAACACCCCAAGCCGUUACCUACUUGGGAGUCUUUUACCAAACAGUCCAUGGCCAUUGCUGCUAAACAGUCAAUGUCUUCUUUUAAGUACCCGUUCUACGCGGUUUCUGCGCCCGCGAGUCCCACUCAUCAUCGCCAGUUCAAUGCACCGGCUACUAUACCUGAGUGCGAUGAGUCUGACGCUUCAACUGUUGAUUCUGGUCAUUGGAUAAGCUUUCAGAAGUUCUCACAACAGCAACAGCCGUUCCAUGGGGUGUCGUCUGCAGUGCCGGCUUCUCCUACCUUCAACCUAGUGAAACCACCAGUGCCUCAGCGGCUAUCUCCAAACACUGCGGGAAUCCAAGAGAUUGGUCAAAGCUCGGAAUUCAAAUUUGAGAACAGGCAAGUUACGCCUUGGGAAGGGGAGAGGAUCCAUGAUGUGGCUAUGGAGGAUCUUGAGCUCACACUUGGAAACGCUAAAGGUCGUUAGUUGAUAUAUGAAGAACAAAAGGACCCGUUGUGGCUUGUCGGGAGAAAAAGGUUGAGGAGUGUUAGUGUGUUGUUCAGUUCAUGGUUUUGGUUCUUGUACUAGAAUCCUUAUUCAUAGUACCAGUAAGAGUUUGUUUCACAUUGCAUUAUUUUGUAGAUAGACUGUGUAAGAUGUAUGUUUCUAUUAUGUAUCAUUAUUCCUUUUAGAGUCUUGUAAGACAUUAAAAAUUAUUUUAUUAUGAAGUGGCUUGAGCU
Brassica oleracea var. oleracea is the source of this 1393-nucleotide messenger RNA. Its product is annotated as protein BRASSINAZOLE-RESISTANT 2. Lineage: Eukaryota; Viridiplantae; Streptophyta; Magnoliopsida; Brassicales; Brassicaceae. The transcript is spliced from 3 exons. The record is from RefSeq and is a predicted model, not a curated record. Gene Ontology annotation, biological process: DNA-templated transcription; brassinosteroid mediated signaling pathway. Gene Ontology annotation, molecular function: DNA-binding transcription factor activity. The coding region runs from base 147 to 1139 and encodes 330 amino acids.